CUACAAUCAUUUUUAAACAUUUAAACUCAUCUCUCUCUCGCUCUGUUCACUCUUUGGGUUUGAAAAUGGAGUCCAGCAAAAUAUCUGCUCUGCUGCUGAUUUGCAUGCUUUUCAUUUCCUCAGUGACUCCAAUUCUUGGUUGCCGUUCUUGUGGGAAGGCACCAUCAAAGCAUCGAAGGCACAAGGGAAAGUCCCCUAAAGGUCCCAUCACUUUGCCUCCCAUUGUUCCUAAACUCCCUCCAGUUGUUCCUAAACUCCCUCCGGUUGAGCUCCCUCCAAUUGUGAAGCCGCCCAUUGACCUUCCUCCGGUAACAGUUCCUCCGGUUACUACUAAGCCACCAAGUGGAAAAGGAAAACCCUGCCCAUCACCACCAACCAAGGACACUUGCCCUAUCGACACGCUGAAACUGGGUGCCUGUGUGGACCUGCUGGGCGGGUUGGUGCACAUUGGUCUUGGUGACCCGGUUGUAAACCAAUGUUGUCCGGUUCUUGCAGGACUUGCUGAGCUCGAAGCUGCUGUCUGCUUGUGCACAACUCUCAAGCUCAAGGUUCUAAACCUUAAACUUUUCGUGCCACUGGCUCUUCAGCUCCUCGUCACUUGUGGGAAAACACCCCCUCCUGGUUACACUUGCUAUCUCUAGAACCAAAGGUUGGCAGAUUGAUGGAAUCUGUGAUGAAAUCGACAUGAGCGGAUGUCAAGCUUUCUCUUUCUUCCUUUCUCAAUUGGACUUGAAAUCUAAUGCUGCUGUUGUUGUAAUACCAUUUUCUUAUCCACUUUUCUUUUAAAAGAUAGUUGCAAACUGUAUCUUUGUCAAACGAUGCAAUCAAGAGUGAUAGUAUUAAUCUUUGUUCGUGA
Messenger RNA from Hibiscus syriacus, 856 nucleotides. Its product is annotated as 36.4 kDa proline-rich protein-like. Lineage: Eukaryota; Viridiplantae; Streptophyta; Magnoliopsida; Malvales; Malvaceae. The record is from RefSeq and is a predicted model, not a curated record. The transcript has 2 exons. The coding region runs from base 66 to 641 and encodes 191 amino acids.